UCCGGUGUAUAUAUUCUGAUUGUACAGCAUUUCAAUGUCCUGGAAACAAUUCAAUACAAAUAUAGUGUUGCUUAGGCUUAAUACGUUGCAUCAGAGAAUGCGACCUUUUUAGCUGAUUCAUCCUAAUAGUUAAAGUAUCUUAAUGAAGUAUAAAAGAAUUAAAUCAUAGAUCAAUAAUUGUCAUCAAUGCAUGGAUAUGUCCUAUCAUUUCCUUUCUGUCCCUGAACGCUCAGCUCUCUCUGGCUUGUGUAGCUUCCAGAAGGAUGCUUGCUUGAGUCUCAGUAAAGCAUGUUGCUGGUUUUUAAAUAAUACAAACACUGACUAUUGAGCAGGUACCUUUACCCCGAGUUUUAACCUCAUUAAAAUAACAAUGGCAGACUGAUGUGCACUUGUCGAAUUUGAAACUAUCAAUAGCCUCUGCUUUAAAGGAAUUACAGGUAUGUGAUGGUCCCAGCUCAAACAUUACUCUAGGAGGGGCCAAUAAAGCUGUAAUUAAGUGUCGUGUGUUAACGUGUUUAUUACAGGAAAUUAAAUAUUAAUUACAUGACAUGAAAUAAGAUGGAUAGAUGAGCUGGGAGAUCACAUUAAGUGAGUGGAGUGUAGAUAGAAGGAAUGGUCAUGGUGGCCAUGAUACAAAAUAAAACACCAGAAAACUUUAUGUAAAAAACACAAAAUCCCACCACAGAGCAUAUUAAAGAUGAAUAGACUUUAACAAGGUCACAACACUGACAGGGUAGAUUUAGAAAAGACUUAAUGAUGCAUCUUAAUUCCCAGGCUGAUUCUCUAUGAAUGAGCGAGCAUGAACAAACUCCAAGUGGUUUUUCUGAUCUUUACCAUAAACUCACAAUGGAAAAAAUCUCUUUUCCGUUUCUUCUCUAUCUUGGGUCUAGAGACGAUGCCAUCCAACUCCCUUGUCCUUCAGCAGUCUUACCUUUUGGGAAUUCAUCAUUGCUGUCAGCUUGAAAUACAAGCUGCAACCUAGCCAUUAUGAAUGUUGACACAUUUACUAUCUCAUGUUGUUCUUUUGUUUCCACAGAUAAUUUGUUCAUCCUGGUUUACAUUGUCUGACAAGAGUGCACAAUGGUAGAUUUAACCUUGGUAGUCAAAAUGUAAAUUAAGUCGUGACUGAUCACUUUAACACCAAACUUCUUCAUCUAACGGAACAUUGAAAAACAUUUCAAGUGUUUUUUAGAUUUGAUAGAUGUAGGGAAUUGUAAUGGAAAAUAAAAGCAUAUUUGUAUGGAUAUAGUACUGUAUUUACAUCUAGACUUGAGGUACUACUAUUCAGUUGUCCAAGAUUUAUACAAAAGAUUGAUAAUGGAAGAAAUUGAAAGUUACGAACCCGCCACAACGCAACGCUUUAGAGUGACUAUCAUCACGUUGUUGCUUCGAUGAAUUGACCUUUCUUAGGGUUAUGGUUGGCUGUAAGUAGCUUGGGUUUUGCUUGAUCCGACGUGUACUAAAUUAAGUUUCGCUAUUGGCUACAUUACAAUGCGAUGGUAGCUAGCCAAUUUGAUUUUAUUGUAAUUCUUUAAAAUAUUGAAAAACUCCUUAAACUUUAUGCUAUGCUAGCUAAAGCACAUGUGACCUAUCAUUCCUACUUACUCCACCAUCAAAAUGGUGGCUCUAUAUCAUUGGCUAGAAAAAGUGGCAUGAUAUGACGUCAUAUAAAAAAAAGAUCCACCCAUUUAGCUCAUUUUCUCGACAGCUCAUUGGUCAGCCUUGGACCUGUACCACCUGACUGCCAGUGGGAGUCGCAUUGGCCACGCCCCCAACCUAGCUAUCAGUUGUAGAACAGAGGACUACAAAAAGUAGUCAAAUAUUAAAAGAAAUUCAGAAACAGACAUAUAAAAUACAUCACUUGGACCCACUGCAACUAUGUCUGACAGUCCUGGUUAAAGAAUAAAAAGGUAUUCUGGUUUUGUGCUGAGAAGCUUCCCAUUGGUCAGCUUGUGCUGUAUGCAAAUAGGAACAACUACGUCAGAUCCUGAACAUGAGCGCCAUUUUUUUCCCACAAUAAGGGGAAGAAAAGGACAAAAGCUCACCUAAAGGAGCCUACCUCUGGACGGGGGUUAGCAAACAUCACCUCCCGUGUUUGACCACAGUUGUACAUACAGCGGUGAGUGCGUGUUGACGGAGGAUGCUGCUUCCGGACGGAAACCUGUGAGCAGCGCUGGAACCAGCAAACGCAGCUCCCCGACGCACACACCAGACGCACGCACACGCAGUUGAGGGCCGUUGGAAGUGGCACAGUGACAACCAACGUGAAUUGACACGGACGAGGCAUCAGAGGAAUAAUGUAUCAGUGUCCAGUUGGAAAUAUUGAGAAGAUCCGAAAGGCGCGCAAGGCGGUGAAAAAUAUCCUUGGUGAGAUUGGCCUCGAAGACUGUCAGAACCUGCUGAAGGAUCUCAAUGAAAAGACUGAGAAAGACGCUGAUGAAGACGAGGUGUUUCAGGAAACCGACUGGGUAGACAUCACCGAUGGAUACAAUGUCAGACUACAGAAAAAGUGGCCUUAUAGGUCUCGAGCUCUGUGCUGCAGCAUGUGCAAGUACUCUUCGCAAAACAUCUACAACUUCAGGAGCCACGUCUCUCGUUGCCAUGGAUACCUGCAGUCGUUCUGUGCCCUGGCACCCUGUUCUAAGUGCCUCUUUAUCGGACACCCCAAGUCUCUCAAGAAGCACAUGCUGUUCUUCCAUGCCACCUACAUACAACCGCAGAGGGAAGGGCCUCAACCCGCCCAUCGCGGAAAUGAGCGGUAUCAGUGUCGGAAAUGUGGAUUUCCGGCCCCCUCUAUCUUCACGAUGAAGAAGCACAUCAUCCUUAGGCACCUGGACAGUGUAGCAGAGCGGUAUAUCGGUUACAGAUUCCUCCUUCAAGGGACUACGUCUGUGAAGGUCUACUGCUGCAAGGUGUGCAAGGUGAACACUGGAAACCUCGACCAAAUGUUGCAUCACAUGCUGGUGGAGCCGUCGCACUACCCAGUCAGCACCCAAGUGCAGAGUCUGAUUCACGAGAACAAGAACGUCACAAUCAAAGCGUCACCCAAUGGGAACGGCGUGUUUGUGACAUUUCCAAACAUUGCUCCUAAACCGCAGCAGCUUCAAAUUUUCAACAAUAAGUCCAUGGUUAUACCAAGUAAUGGCCAACCUGCUGGGACUAUGGUGGCCUUACAGAAUUUAGGAAGAACAAACAGCGCGACUCUGAUCUGUGCCCCCGGAACCAACCAGGCGUUUCUGCCCCCUCAAGCGUCGGCGCUAGUUCAACUAGCUAGUGCUGAGGCCAAAGGUCUGCUCCAGCCUGGUGCCACGAUAGCUCUCCGAGGUGCUUUGCCUCAGGCACCGGGGUCUCUGGUCCAGCUUCCCACAAUGUCCAACGUGUCUCUGAAACAGGCGCCUGUGGCUCUGGUUUCGGCUCCAGCGCAACAGCAGCAAAUCGUUUUCUCCUCGGGACUGAGGGCCAACGUGGCAGGCGUAUCGAAGCCAGCCGUAGAUACACAAAAUGCACAAACGAAACAAGUCACCCUGCAAGGUACCAUGCUGACGUCACAGUCCCUGCUUAGUCACUUGAUCCCGACUGGCAACAAGAUGAAUGGCAUGCCCACUUACACUUUUGCUCCGCUGCAAGUAGCAAUGCCGGCCUCCCAGAGCUCAAGUUCUCCUCUCAAAGCUGUUGAGCAAACAAAGAACUCCACCCCGCCAACUAAGAAAUGGAUUACCUGUCCCCUCUGCAAUGAACUUUUCCCUUCUAACGUCUUUGAUGUGCACACAGAGGUUGCUCACCAGCAAAAACCCAACACGCCCAAGUCAGAAAGUGUGGCAGCACAAGCAGCUUUCUUGAAAAAAAUGCCGGACAAGACGGUAAAAUGCCUCACAUGCAAAAUUCUAGUCUCCGAAAAAAGCGUCUUCCAACACCUUCUGCAUGGCCUGAAUUGCUUGUACUGCUCCGCUUUGUUCUUUUCCAUCAAACAGCUAGUUGAGCAUGUAAAGCAGCACAAUCCCACAAGCAAGACAUACUGUGAUUUUCUGAGGCAGAAGUACAGGGUCUACUCCAAAGGUAUUGGAGGAAUCCUGUUUCCUUACUUUGACGUCAACACCACCGCACCAAAAGAGGUCCUGGGAGACACGGAGGUCAACCUGGCCCUGGUCACAAAUUCCCUCGACCUGAUCUUCAUUAAGUUGCAGCCCAGCAGCCAGCCGGACAUCUGCACGGCGACAGCAAAAAUCAACAGUGCGUAUUGUCCCUUCUGUGACGAGAAGUUUCAGAGUGAGGCCGAACACCUGCAGCACCUAAAGCAAAAACAUUUAGUGGCGCCCACCAUUCACGCUAUCCUCAAAACGGAGGCCUUCAAGUGCAUAUACUGCAACGGCGUGUACACGGGCAAGGUCACCCAGCAGGCGGUGAUGCUGCACAUUCAGCGCUGCCGGUGUUCCCCGAAACAACCGCAGCCCGACAAAGCGGCGGCGGCUCCACCACAGCCGCAGAAACCCGUCCAGCAGUUUACGCAGUCCCUCUACUUCCUCCAAAUGCCACCAGGGAUGACCAUGAACCAGGCUCUGGCUCAAGCUCGGGUGAUUCCGGCUGCAUCGGCCACGCCCCCCACCCCCAACGCCGCCGCCACCACCGCCGCAUCAACGACGCGUUCCGAGACGGAAGCGCAGGUGUUGUCGAAGAAUAGGCUGGAGGCUGCGUGGAGGCAGGUGAUGGAGGCCAACAAACGGGAGCGGGAACAAAAGGCGGCCAUUCGCAAGAAGCGCGAGCAGGACAAGCGGCUGCCUAAGCCCCCGCCCCCGCCGCCGCCUCCGCCUCCAUCUCCACCACAACCGGUGGCGUUGGCGGCGCCGGCAUCCGUACGCGUUUUGCUUCAGCGGGAGCGCGGGGUGAAGCUGGCGCUGGAGCCCAACCCGGCCGAGUGCCGCAGCGGCGAGGGCCGCAAGGACUUCAUAUCCAAGUACUUCAACCUGAACCCCUACGCCAACCGAACGGAGACCGACGAGCUGUGCAAGAGGUUGUCCCUCACGAAGGUGGAGCUGUCAGGCCAUUUCAGCAGGAAGCGCACUAAGUGCAUGAAGAGCCUCAAGAGGAGCAAGGCCGCCGUAUUCCUCGGCUUUAACAUGACAGAACUGAGCAAAGUCGAGCACAAUCUCAUAAUCCCCGAACAGCAGCCCGCCGAGGCCUCGGAGCAGGCGGAAAGCGACGAGGACGAACCACAGCCGAUGGACGAGAGCGGAAGCGAGAACGCUGCGGACGGGGAGCAGAUGGAAGUGUGACACCUGUGAAAUCCCUAAUGAACUAAGGGAAAACGACUUAGAUAGUUUGAUGACGCUAUCAUACGCUAGAGAAGUUCACCAUGCAGUGCACACGUAACAUUACCAGUCUCUUUUGAAGCCCAUUUUAAUGGUGCUUUCUUUCAUUUCAGUUGGUUGUCUGGUCCCUACCCAUUAUACCACAAAUAAAGAGAAUAUAAUAAUAAUAAGGAUCCUGAUUUGUCUGAGAUAUAAAGGGGUUUGACUGGUGCGCUGCAACCAUUUCUAUCUGGUUGCCAUCUCUUACUUCCAAAUGGCUACUGACUUCAACUGAAGCACUGACUUGCUCUUAAUAGCUGCCUUUUGUUUUUUUGCACCCCUAUUUGUAAUUUAAAUUCCUGCAUCACCGCUUGUCUCCCACUAUCAGAAAUUUAGUUCACAUUUGGUUAAUUACUAUAUUGUGCUUUUCCUUUUAUAGUAUUGUUUUGUUUUACAUAUUUGGACCUAUGUGUGUAGUUUUGUUUAUAACAUUUUUUAUAUUUAAACCGACUAAGGGGGAAAUGUUUCUCGCUCACCAACUCCUGCAGAAGGUGAAUGUUCAUCUUGCAGUUUUCUGAAGCCAAAUUCUUAAGAAUGUACAAAUAUUUAAGUUGUCAUAAAUUCUCCAUUUAAGAACUUUGGUUAAUAUAUAUAUAUAUAUCUGACCAUGUUGCUUUCAUGAGUUUUGUUUCUGUCAGAUAAAACUAUGAUUUGUGCCAUUAUGAAAGUUUGCGUAGAUUUGAGGAAAUUUUCCCUAGAGAUCCAACUAAAUAUUAAACAAGUUAUUGGGUGGACACCAUAAAUAUUUUGUUCCCCUGACUGCAGUUCUUUUGUACUAAACUUGUAUUUUGUAGAGGAUUGAAAAUGCUGAAAGGGGUCCAGAUGAUCAUUCUGUCCAAGGCCACUGUGUUGUACCGAAUAAAGUGGAUUCCUUUUA
This is a messenger RNA of Pungitius pungitius (ninespine stickleback), 6222 nucleotides long. It is a transcript of the gene adnp2b, whose product is annotated as ADNP homeobox 2b. Gene Ontology annotation, biological process: regulation of gene expression. The record is from RefSeq and is a predicted model, not a curated record. The coding region runs from base 2298 to 5270 and encodes 990 amino acids. NCBI's taxonomy places the organism in Eukaryota, Metazoa, Chordata, Actinopteri, Perciformes, Gasterosteidae. Gene Ontology annotation, cellular component: nucleus. The transcript is spliced from 4 exons.